AUUUGUUAACAUGCAGAUUUGGUGAUUGUGUUUGUGCGUAAGGCGCGCGUUAAUGCGCUUAAAGUAACGUCACGCGCGCUGGACUCGAACGCAGGAGACAGCUCAAAUGUGCUUGAGUGUUUGUGAAAGGCAGAUAGGUUCGCGGUGGCUAAUGGCAAAGAGGAAAUUGUUUUCGGACGGAAACUGUUUCAGACGGCUGGCGGAUGAGCGGAAAGCCCUCAGGCGAACUUGCCCCCUGGGUGAGGGCUGGUGCUGAAGCGGGGACGUGCGUCGCGCUGAGGAGAGGCACCGGAUUUCUACAGAAAUGCCCACCAACCUCACUGCUUCUGCCAACCACACCGCACAGCACUCAGCCACGAACUACAACUUCCCCGCACUCGUAUUUGGAGUAUUGCUGAUCGUCGUGAUUAUCUGCGGGAACCUGCUCGUGUGCCUCAGUGUGUACAAAGAAAAGGCUUUGAAAACUACAACUAAUUACUUUAUAGUAAGUUUAGCCGUCGCUGACCUGCUCCUCGCAGUGCUGGUUCUACCCCUGUUUGUGUACGCAGAGUUCCAGGAUGGAGUUUGGUCCCUGAACAUGACCGUGUGUGAUGGCCUGAUGACAAUGGACGUGAUGCUGUGUACUGCCUCCAUAUUCAACCUCUGCGCAAUUAGCAUUGACAGGUUUAUUGCUGUGUCUAUCCCACUCAAUUACAACCGCAAACAUGUGGACCAGCGGCAGAUUGUCCUGCUGUCUGCCACAUGGAUCCUGGCACUAGCCGUGGCCUCGCCUGUGCUGUUCGGCAUCAAUGAUGUGCCAAAUCGGGACCACAGUGAAUGCAAGCUGGAAAAUAACAACUAUGUGGUCUACUCAUCUGUCUGCUCAUUCUUUGUGCCCUGCCCCAUCAUGCUGCUGCUGUACUGUGGAAUAUUUCAGGGCCUCAGGAGGUGGGAGGAGGCGAGAAAAGCCAAGCUGAAGAGCAGCACGCAGGCCUGUCAAAAACUUGAGGAGCCACCUGCAUCUCUCCCGCCACUGGCUUCUCUACCACCACCUCUUCCCCCUGUCAUAGAGAAUGACUUUACAGACCUUAAUCUGAAAGAGACGGACCAGAAUCCUGUCCCUGACAGUCCUUAUACAAUAGAAUGUAAGAAUGGGCCUGUAGCUUCUCUGACCUUUUCCGAUAGUGGUUACAACCAAGAUCAGAACAAGGAGAAGAAGCAGGCGAAGAUUAAUGGGAGGGAGAGGAAGGCCAUGCGUGUACUUCCUGUUGUGGUGGGUGCCUUCCUCUUCUGCUGGACUCCGUUCUUUGUGGUGCACACGCUGCGUGCUUUGUGUGAGGACUGUGACAUUCCCAGCAGCCUCAUAAGCAUCGCCACGUGGUUGGGUUAUGUUAACAGUGCCAUCAACCCAAUCAUUUAUACUGUCUUCAAUACAGAGUUCAGAAAGUUCUUCAGGAAGUUCUUACCUAAAUGCUGCUAGACACUUCGCACGCCUAAUGCUCAUUUGGAAAAUAUGAUUGUAAAUUGAGGCAAUGCUUACAUCUUGUAAAUAGCAGAAUGUGUAUUUGUAUUUUACAUUGUUUUUUUAUUUACAAUUAAUUCAGUUGGACACUUCAUAGGCUCUUAUUGCAUGUUGCACAUGACUGAUGUUGUUUUCAGCCAAGGUCUUUUCCCCAUUACCCAAAAUUUCACACUAGUGACCCUGACCAGGAUAAAGUAUUUACUUAAGAUUAUAAAUAAAUGUGUGACGUAAGCAUCUUUCUAUGUACAAUAAGCUCCAACAUUAUAGGUCAUUGCUUGGGUCAUAAAGAGCUUUAUAUCUGACCACAUGCAUGAGAGUUAAAAACAACAUGCUCCAGCUUCUUCUUCUGUUACCUGACUACAGAUACAAAUUUAGUAUCAGCAUUGAGAGAAACACAUGUUUCAAAACACAUCAGUUUCAAAAUCAAUCUUAAAAUAUAUUUAAAUAUAACUUUCCAUCAUAGGCCUGUGUGGCUGCAGACUUUUAUUCAAAACAAGUAACACAUGAUUACUGUUUCCCACAGAGGGCAUGCAAACCUUAGCGGUUAGCAUGUUUGCUGUGCAAGGAGCAUAGAGUGUCUUUUUCAUGCUUUAGAGGUUUCCCUUGGAUACUCUGAUUUCUUGCCAAAGUCCAGAGACAUGUGUUGCAGAUUGAUUGGCAUCUCAUGUCAAGUCAAGUCAAGAAGCUUUUUAUUGUCAUUACAACCAUAUAUAGCUGUUGCAGUACACAGUGAAAUGAGACAACGUUUCUCCAGGAUCAUGGUGCUACAUAAAACAUAGACAGAGCUAAGGACUUAGUAAGUUAGUCACAUAAAAGUGCAUCUGUGCAACCUGGUGCAAACAAGACAAGACAAACAAGACAGUGCAGGACAAAAAACACAAGACAAAAAAUACAAGGCAAAC
Messenger RNA from Tachysurus vachellii, 2403 nucleotides. RefSeq names its product dopamine receptor D4a (gene drd4a). Gene Ontology annotation, molecular function: dopamine neurotransmitter receptor activity, coupled via Gi/Go; G protein-coupled receptor activity. Gene Ontology annotation, biological process: adenylate cyclase-activating adrenergic receptor signaling pathway; adenylate cyclase-inhibiting dopamine receptor signaling pathway. Lineage: Eukaryota; Metazoa; Chordata; Actinopteri; Siluriformes; Bagridae. The transcript is spliced from 4 exons. Gene Ontology annotation, cellular component: plasma membrane. The record is from RefSeq and is a predicted model, not a curated record. The coding region runs from base 305 to 1459 and encodes 384 amino acids.